CAAACACCUUACAAAACCGCGAGAACCACCAGCUCUCAUGCGUGGUUUCUGUUAACUCCAAGUUGGCAUGCCCACUAUCACUCGUUUUCUCUUUAAAAUCUUAUGUAAACCUUCAUUACUAAUCAACUCAUCUCCAGAGUUGCCUAUCUUCCAAACAGUCAUAGACAAACAAAAGCAGCCAAACCCAAGACAUCAGCCAAGAUGAUGGACAUUUGGUCAUGGAUAUGUGAGAUACCUAACUCGGACGAGUGGAACGAGUCAGACUCAGCACUCAUAUUUGAGCUAGCGAGUUCGAAAUCGAGUCAGGACGGGCCAACUCGAGCUAUUCAACUCAAAGCUGAGAGAACUGCCGGGUCAAACUCGGAAGCCUUGGUGACUUUCACUAUAUGUUUACAGGGGUUUCAUCCUUUUGAUGUUCCAAAGACUCUCUGGGUCUCUGACACCUGCCCUCUCAACUCUGAAAAACCCUUCCUCCCUCUUGUACUCCAACUCCUCCAAGAAAUCAUAGUCCGUUCACCCACGGCGCCCAAUAGCACUUGCCCACGUUCCCAACUACAAAAGCUAAAACCUGACCCAGUAUCUUGGAUUAUGGACUCUCACACACCCGAGUCCUUUUCAAGUUUCUUCAGUUUAGUUUUUAUCACGCGCUUGUUUUGGUUGUGUGCAUUUGACGCUCCCACCGAAGCUGGGUCUCUGUGCUUUGAGUCCGUAUUGGGUCCUCACCUGGAAACAUUAUCGUGUAAACAAGCACCUGUGCUGCGAACCUUUUUACUCACAGUGGGGGUAGAUGCUGAGCUAUGUUUUAUGCGCGCAAUGGGUUACAUGAUGGCAAAAUGGCUCCUCUUAAGAGAAGUAGGAGUUGGGUUACAAACAUUAGCACCCCUGGCAAGUCAGCAAGUUGGGUUGUUAUCUUAUGCAACGGAGGCUUAUGGGUUAUGGGUCUUAAAGGGCUACGCUCCAAUUUUAGCAAUGAAUCCUACUUGCCCUAGAAACAAUAAAUUUUGUAUCCUUGGAGCUAAGGAUACUGUGUUGAAAUAUGCCUUGGCACAUCACCAGUUGGAGGCAGUUAUCCAGUUGGAAUAUGCAGUCAGAUUCUAUGAUGGGUAUAUUCAGGUCAUUGCACGUGUCAACAAUUUACGUUUCCACGUGGUGAGAUUAGGGUUUAAGAAAAAUGAAGGUGUGGAUAAUGAUGACGACAGGCAUUUUGUGUCACGGGCUCGAGUCUGGGUUGGGCCAGAAAUUGGAGCGACUUAUGUGGGUGGAUUGUGUUUGGGCCGGUCCACAUAUAACGGGGAGAAGGAGGUGGAGAUUCAAAGGAUUUUGAAAGGUAGUCAUGGUGAAGCAAAGGUCCCGCAGGUGAAGACGAGAUCAGGUAUGGCAACAAAGACAAGGAUGAAAAGCUGGAGGUGUGACCAAGAUGUUGAAGGGAAUGCUGUUGUUUUUGAUGCUGUCUUAUAUGACAACAUGAUGGGUCAAGAAGUUGCCGCACGGAAACCAAUUGGUGAUGGUAACGGUGUUGGUGUUGGUGUUGGUGGCAGGAAUGGCAAAAGCUUUGGUACUAGAUGCAAUGGACCAAACAGACCAUUUACAAAAACAGGAGGGGUGGUUUUUGCAGGAGACGAGUAUGGGGAGGGAGUAGAGUGGAGACUGAGCAAGGAAACGGAAGGCAGUGUCUUGAAGUGGAGGAUAGGAGGGCAGGUCUGGGUGAGUUAUUGCCCUAGCGAGGUGAAGAGUUCACAUUUUGAGACGAGGAGUGUAGAAUGGUGCGAUGAGGUUGAUUUGCCCAUAAUUCCUGCUAAAGAGACCGAGCUUUAAUUACUCCGAAAGCGACUUCGAGUAUCUUGUAAAUUUGUAGAAAGGGGUUUGCGUAAAGCAAAUGCUGUAAUAUACAGUGUAUUGUUGCAUGCUGUACCUUUCCUCCA
Messenger RNA from Populus euphratica (Euphrates poplar), 1922 nucleotides. RefSeq lists its product as uncharacterized. Bases 202 to 1815 code for a protein of 537 amino acids. The record is from RefSeq and is a predicted model, not a curated record. The transcript has a single exon. NCBI's taxonomy places the organism in Eukaryota, Viridiplantae, Streptophyta, Magnoliopsida, Malpighiales, Salicaceae.